AUGGACGCCGGAGAGCUCCUUGGAAUCGAACCCCUGGAGCUCAGGUUCCCCUGUAAGCGAUCCUCGGCCCUCUGUCUCCUCCCCUACCUGAUCCAUCACUCUAUCUGGGGCUCGGAGAUUUGAUGCCUCGUGUGGGUUUUGAUUUGAUUUCCUGCUUUGUGUGGGAGAAGUCGAACUGAAGAAGCAGAUCUCGUGUUCCCUCCAGCUCUCCAACAAGACGGACGAGCAUGUUUGCUUCAAGGUGGUCAUUGCAGACUCCCCCCCCCCCUCCUUCUCGCUUCUCGCAAACCCUAGGAGUUCUUGCCUUCUGAUCCAGCAACAUUUUCCCAAAUUUUGCCACUGCUCGUCUAGGUCAAGACGACGAAUCCGAAGAAAUACUGCGUUCGGCCGAACACCGGGAUCGUGCGGCCUCGUUCGACAUGCGACAUCAUCGGUAUCUCUCUCUCUCUCUCUCUCCCUGUUCUUCCCUGUCUCGCAGAGCUGUUGAUCCUUCUACGGCUGGAAUGAAUCUCUUCCAUUGCUGUUCGUUCUGGUGGCUUGCCAGUGACAAUGCAGGCACAGAAAGAUGCUCCCGCCGACAUGCAGUGUAGGGACAAGUUCCUCGUCCAAAGUGUCGUCGCAGGCUCGGUUACCACCGUCAAGGACAUAACCUCAGAGAUGGUAAUUUCUCUUCUUCUGCCCUAAUUUUGCUGUGAUCAUGGGCUUGCAUGAUGCCAUCUGCAGCGGCGGAGACCAACGUGAGGCCGGUUUUCUGUGCAGUUCACGAAGGAAUCGGGGAAUCAUGCGGAGGAGUUCAAAUUGAGGGUGGUCCUUGUGCCUCCGCCUAAGCCGCCGUCUCCUGUUCGAGAGGGAUCUGAGGAAUCCUCUCCCAGGGCUUCGCUUUCUGAAAAUGGCGCGCUGAGCUCUUCAGAAAAGGCUGCGGUGAGCAUCUUUCUUGGGGUUGGUUUCUGGGAAGGAAGCGGUGGCUGACGAUGGUUGUCGGAAUUGCCGCAGGUUUCAAGGGCACCAUCCUAUCUACAAGAAAACUCAACCGAGGUAAAAUUCUCCACUUUUUUUCGUUAUUUCUGGCGCUUUGGUCAACGUAUGACUGCGUUGACCCUGUUUGGGUUUCUGUUGCUUUCGUUUUCCCUGGAUCGAUCUUUCCCUACUCAAAAGCUUUUCGCGGAGCAGCAUUGAGGAUUGACUCUGGGUAAUUCUUCCGAGGGUAAAUUCCUUUGGUGAGAUUCUGAAUGGGUGGGGAGGGGGAGGAAGUGGGAUGAAUCUCUGUGAACGUUGACUUUUGCUGCUAAAAACUCAACAUUUUUGCGUUGUUUCUCACUAUCUUAGUUCCCUCCCAUAUUGAAAAAAAGUAUUUAAAAAUAAGAUGAAAACAUUCUAGCCAAUAUGGAACAGAAAUUCUAAAAAAAAUAAAAUCCACGUAUUUAUCUUAAAUAGCAUGAUUUCACAUUUUAAAUAAAUUUAAUUUGUCUGGGCGUCGUACGGAAAGAGGCUAGCUGGCAGUCGGUUGUUUAGUCAUCUACAUCAUUACCUGUCCAACGAUUCUUCCCAGAACUUUGACUUGAACUCGUCGUUUGAAUGCAGUGGCAGUCGCAUAUGCUUCGCUAGAAGACGGAUUUAAAAUAUUAGCGCUGCGGGCCAUUUUUUUUCUCGAAAUUUCAUGCUUCACUGGCUGACUAGAAAUACCGGGAUUUACUCUGAAAAGUCAACGUCGUUAUUUUGUAGCUAAUAUUUGUUUAAUCCGUGCCUCAGUCUCUGGCCCUGAUUUCAAAGCUGACUGAUGAGAAGAAUUCCGUCAUCCAGCUGAAUAAUAAGCUUUCCCAAGAACUGGUGAGGAUUCUUGCAAUCUGUUUAUAUCUAAAGAUGUAUUUGUUUUUUUAUUUAUUUUUCUAUUUAUGGGCCAUCGCCGUUGACUCUUUUUCUGCGUAAGCCUUUUGUUCCUCCUCACUGUCAUGGGAGAAGGCUUUAUCUGCUCUCAGGCUCUCCUCUCCCUGGCCUGCGGAGGGGACUACCACCCCACACUGUUCUUGCCUUCUAUCGUGUACAGUCUUCCUCUCAUCCGUAUCAUGAUCUCCAGCUACCCAUUUGACCGGAUCGAGAGGAGAGAGAUUGUGGGUGAUGACAGCCUCAAAAGACGGCAGCUGAUAUCAUUCUGUUCCUCCAAGAUCCUGGGAACCCUGUUGGAUGGAUGCCCUAUAGUCCUUGAGCCUGAUUAGGGUGUUUGUUUCUUCAGCUUUCCCCUCAUCCGUAUCAUCUAUUUCCAGCUACCCAUUUGACCGGAUCGAGAGAAGAGAGAUUAUGGGUGAUGACAGCCUCAAAAGAUGGCAGCUCAUGUCAUUCUGUUCCUCCGAGAUCCUGGGAACCUUGUCGGAUGGAUGCCCUAUAUAGUUCCUGACUCAAAAGAAUGAGGGUGAUUAACCGAAAUUAUCUCCUCAGAUCUCAUCAGAAUCCCCAUCCGCAGUGACAUAUGCGUACACGUGCAGCUGUUCUGGUGUUUUUGGGGCUGAUUAGCUCGUGUUCUUCGCUUGUUGCAGGAGUUUUUGCGGCGGGAAUCAGGUAGAAAGAGGGGGCGAGGUUUCUCACCCGUGUUCGUGGCGCUGAUGGCGGUUGUGGGGAUCAUCUUGGGCUAUUUCCUGAAGAAGUGA
This is a messenger RNA of Spirodela intermedia, 2642 nucleotides long. NCBI's taxonomy places the organism in Eukaryota, Viridiplantae, Streptophyta, Magnoliopsida, Alismatales, Araceae. The record is from the annotation of a GenBank genome assembly.